AUUUGUGGAAAUGUGCUCAAAUGUGGACAACCAAGCUUACCUCAUAAAUGUAGAGAAAACUGUCAUGAAGGGGACUGCCCCAAAUGCCCCCUAACCACUGUAGUAAGAUGCCGAUGUGGACAUAUGGAUAAGGAAUUGCCGUGCCAACAAUUAACUUCUAAAGCUGAUGAUGCUAGAUGUGAGAAGAAAUGCACAAAGAAACGUACAUGUGGUAAACACAAAUGCAAUCAACGUUGUUGCAUAGAAAUUGAGCACUUCUGUCCUCUUCCUUGCAACCAUCAGCUUUCGUGUGGCCAACACAGAUGUGAACGUACCUGUCAUUCUGGUCGAUGUCCUCCUUGUAUUGAAACGAGUUUUGAGGAAUUAUAUUGCGAAUGUGGUGCGAGCGUUUUGUAUCCACCUGUUCCAUGUGGAACUAAACCACCGGCUUGUAAUAAGCCUUGCUCAAGGCAACGUCCAUGUGGACACAACGUAAACCAUAACUGCCACACUGGCCCUUGCCCUCCAUGCACCGUCCUCUGUAAGAGAUGGUGCCAUGGACAUCACGAGCAACGUUCAGCCAUUCCCUGUCAUCAAGAAAACUUCAGCUGUGGUUUACCUUGUGGUAAGCCAAUGCCUUGUGGAAGACACAGAUGUAACAAACCCUGUCACGAGGGUCAGUGUCCUUUGCCUUGCAAGCAACCUUGCAGUAUUCAGAGGACCUUGUGCGGACAUCCUUGUGGUAGACCGUGUCACAGUCCUCCUUGCCCUGAAAGCAAUUGCAAGCAGAACGUACCAGUUACCUGUGCAUGUGGCCUUCAGAAAGGUAUCAGACCUUGCAUAGAGGUAUCGGAGGAAUUUAAAAAUAUUGAAAUGGCUAAAUUAAAGGAGAAAAUUGGUGAUUUGUCGAAGGACCAGACUGUAGAUAUUUCGGACCUAUAUAAGCCGAAGAAACCAACUGUUCUUAAAGUACUGGAAUGUACCGAAGAAUGUCGUGUUUUGGAAAGAAAUAGAAGACUUGCUAUUGGCCUACAAAUCCGUAAUCCUGAUUUAAGUCAAAAACUAACACCAAAAUAUACAGAUUUUAUGAAGCAGUGGGCAAAAAAAGAUCCACAUUUUUGCCAAAAAGUACACGACAAAUUAACUGAGCUAGUUCAACUGGCAAAGCAAAGCAAACAGAAAAGUCGCUCCUAUUCUUUUGACUCCAUGAACAGGGACAAAAGACAUUUCAUCCAUGAAUACUGCGAACAUUUUGGUGUGGAAAGUGCUGCUUAUGAUACAGAACCAAAUAGGAACAUUGUAGCCACGGCUGUUAAAGAUAAAUCCUGGUUACCAAGUAUGAGUUUGUUAGAAGUUAUUCAGAGAGAGAAUGGACAGAGGAAGGUACCUGGACCUUCCGUUCUUGGCAGAAGUACAGCAACCAAACCAGAAAUCGUUUCUUUGCGAUUGCCCUGCCAAACACAGAGACCAAACAUGCAUCCAGGUGAAAUCAUUGAUUACUUUGAUUCGCCGCCACAAUUAUAAAAUGUUUUUCUAUUUUCUUUUGUUUGAAUGUUCAGUUAUAUCAAUAUCAGAAUAAAAUAGUUUAUUUAUGA
This is a messenger RNA of Anoplophora glabripennis (Asian longhorned beetle), 1574 nucleotides long. RefSeq names its product protein shuttle craft-like. The record is from RefSeq and is a predicted model, not a curated record. Gene Ontology annotation, biological process: negative regulation of transcription by RNA polymerase II. NCBI's taxonomy places the organism in Eukaryota, Metazoa, Arthropoda, Insecta, Coleoptera, Cerambycidae. Gene Ontology annotation, cellular component: nucleus. Gene Ontology annotation, molecular function: zinc ion binding; RNA polymerase II transcription regulatory region sequence-specific DNA binding; DNA-binding transcription factor activity, RNA polymerase II-specific.